Messenger RNA from Apodemus sylvaticus (European woodmouse), 498 nucleotides. RefSeq lists its product as uncharacterized. The record is from RefSeq and is a predicted model, not a curated record. The transcript has a single exon. Bases 1 to 498 code for a protein of 165 amino acids. Lineage: Eukaryota; Metazoa; Chordata; Mammalia; Rodentia; Muridae.
AUGGCUCCGCGGGAGUCCUGGGACGCAAGGGCCCGGCUUGGGCUAACGACAGCCGCGGGCCGAGGUCCGCGUACCCUUGCCGGCCCGCCGCCGGGCUACGUGGAGCGGCCGCGGCACCUGAACGAGCUGCGCCGCAGACCGAUCGACGGCCCCGCCCCGCUCCGGAGACCCGCGGACCUCGGCUCCGCUCGCUCGGGAGCGCACCGCCCGGCCCUCCGCAGAGCUCUCUGCCAGCCGUCGGUGCCGCGCCGGCCCAGGGCUACCUCAGGCCCGCUCGUGCGCCGCCUUCAGGGCGGGGCGAGCCUCCCUGAUUUCCCCAGCACCGCCCAUCUCCCGCCACUCCGCGUCUGGGUCCCGCCCCCAGGACCGCCCAGUCUCCCCCCUCCUGUAACCAACGCCUCCUAUCCUGUCAGUGCAGUCCGACACCCCCAGCACUCCCCAAGCUCCUCACCUCCCCAACCCUCUCCACACCACCACGGCCAGAGCCUCCCACCCUGA